AUGGGAUCUCGUAAAGGUGUUAAACGUGGAAAGUACAAAAAACAAUUGCUCAGAUUCGAAGAGUUUCACUGUUCGGAGUGCAAUGUCGGCUUCAAACGCAAAACAGCACUGAAACAUCACAUCUAUACCGUACAUCGCGACUACAUUGUCUUGUGUCCGAUUUGCGAGGGUAAUUUUUCAUCAAUCUCUUCAUGCAAAAGGCAUUUAAGAAAGUUGCAUUCAAUCGAAAAUACCUCAUCAUUCAAUCUGAAACUACAAGCACCGCAAGAAGAAUUGACAAUAUCAUCCGAGCCAGAUGGUGAUUUGCUCGUUACUAGUAGCUCAACUUACAUUGGAUUUCCAUAUAUGGGAAAUUUUUUAUCAUUUGGAGAAAGCAAAUACUACGGCCGUUACAUCGAAGCAAGGUUUGACAUCAACGCCAAAGAAAUUUUGUUUGUGGCACCUGCUUUUGCGGCUAUCAAUUGCGUGUCAUCAACUUGCUGUUUUCAGUGUGGUAAAUCGCCAAAUAGCAAAUUCAUUCAAUGCAAUCAUUGCAUCGACGUGUGGUUCUGUAGUCAACUAUGUAGUGCAAAUAGAACUCAUCGGGCCCAAUGUCACUCUUUAUUUGAUAGCACUGACUGUCACAUCGUACGAACAAUAUAUGAAAUUGUAAGAAAUACACUUGAAUCUGUCCCAGACAUCGAACAUUUUCUCAAUUUUUGUAACGACCUUUUAUGCUCCGAAAAAGAAUUCCGAAACUAUGAACCGCCAUAUUCGACAUACGGUGAAGUUUUAUUUCAUGCAUCGUCUAAGGAGUGUGAUGAUAAACAUUAUGAUAUUGCACAACGGGCUACAAAACGAAUUAUGCAGCUAGAAAAAUUGCGGUCAUCAAAUCGACCAAACCUCCAACGGCUCAUUUAUCAUUUGGCGUAUCAACAUGCCACGGUCAUCGAAGUGAAUUUGUUCUCAAUAGAAUCGCCAAUAUGCCACGGCAUUUGUACACGCUACAUAGUGUACGACGCACCCUCGCGGUUGAACCACUCGUGCACUCCCAAUGCAGAGCAUCGUAUAGACAAUAAUGAUUUUUUUCAUCUGGCAGCAAUAAAGCAUAUCAAAAAAGGCGAACAAAUAUUCAUUGACUAUUUAGGAAGCAAGGAAUUUAAGACAGCGCAUGAAAGAAAGGACUACCUCAAGGAUGUCUGGGAUUUCUGUUGUAACUGCGAAAAAUGCGCUCAAUUGUAA
Molecule: messenger RNA, 1221 nt
Organism: Contarinia nasturtii (swede midge)
Lineage: Eukaryota; Metazoa; Arthropoda; Insecta; Diptera; Cecidomyiidae
Exons: 1
Coding region: 1-1221 (406 amino acids)
Molecular function (GO): protein binding
Source: RefSeq, a predicted model, not a curated record